Paraphaeosphaeria sporulosa is the source of this 2340-nucleotide messenger RNA. RefSeq names its product RNA polymerase I-specific transcription initiation factor RRN3. Bases 94 to 2112 code for a protein of 672 amino acids. The record is from RefSeq and is a predicted model, not a curated record. Gene Ontology annotation, cellular component: nucleus. The transcript has a single exon. Gene Ontology annotation, biological process: transcription initiation at RNA polymerase I promoter. Gene Ontology annotation, molecular function: RNA polymerase I core binding; RNA polymerase I general transcription initiation factor activity. Lineage: Eukaryota; Fungi; Ascomycota; Dothideomycetes; Pleosporales; Didymosphaeriaceae.
CUUCCCCACUUCAAGUCUGCGAGACGUACAAGCUAGCUUUCUCGAUCUCGACCCGAUUCGAUGUAACCUGCGACUCUCACUUCACCCAUCACCAUGGUGUCGCUCGCCUCUACCAACCGAGCCCCCGGCGUCAUCGCCCCCAGCGUCGGUAGCAGCCUCAAGCGCAAACUAGACUCGAGUCCCGACAGCAAGCAGCAGCUCGCCAGCCAAGCAAAGCGCCGCCGAGUGACUUUCGACCCCGAGAUUGACAUUCAUAUCCUCGCCGACCCGAACGAGAAGAGUCUGGAGCUUGUGGGUGAAGAGGUCAGCCGUGCUCUGGACAAGCAUGCUGCCGGUGACGCGACCGGUUACGACGUGCUGCGAGGCUUGUUCUCCGCAAGACCCACGUCUUCGGAUGCACCCUCCAGUGGGCUGCUGCAGAAAUACGUUAUCGCCCUCACAAACAAUGUCUAUCUCCUCAAGGAAAGCCGCGGCCUGGUACACGCGGUUCUCGACUGUCACUGGGUCGCACGGAACGAGCACUUUGUGCAGUCAUAUCGAAGGCUGCUGAGGUCUCUUCUGGACGUUGCUCCCCCGUUCACUUCCACCGUUCUCGGCAUGCUGGUGAACAUGUUUGUGGAGACGCCGUCGCCCAGGAUGCGGCAGGAAGACGACCCCACCGUCGAGCGGGCACAGCUAUUGAGUCGGGUGCACGACACUUUGAAAUACAUUGUCAAAGGCAGUCCGAUGGCAAGCACAUACCUCCAACCCGUCCUCGCCUCCACGUUCCCGUUCCCGACCGAUACCUCGAAAGCACACACAGACUACAUCAGCAACAUAUUGAAAGUUGCGGAGUACUGCCCUGAGCUCAAGGGCGCCAUACUAUCGCUUAUCAUGGAUAAGCUCGUAAAGAUUGAUGUGCAGAUCCAAGUCGAUAUGGAGGAGCUGGACGAUGACCUGGAAGACCAGAUUAUCGAAGACUCGGUUCGUGAAGAUCUCGACGACGACGACUACGAUAGCGACAACGAGUCGGUAUCGAGCGAGGAAAGCCUGGACGAAGAGGAGCGCCGCGUGAAGGAGAUCAAAGAGUCGGUCACCAAGCUGGAUAACAUCAUGUUUCUCAUGUUCAAAUACUACGACUCCAUCUUCGAAAAGGGCAACCUCCAGCAAAUCGAUGAGACCUACCAAAGCCUCCUUUCGCAAUUCUCCCGCAUAAUACUACCUACCUACCGCUCCCGACAUACCCAAUUCCUCCUCUUCCACUUCACCCAAAUGAAGCACGACCUCAUCGACCGCUUCGCCGGCUGCUGCUCGCAACUCGCCUUCGACCAGUCCCGCCCGCAAAUUCUCCGCGUCGCCGCCGCCGCCUACCUCGCGUCCUUUAUUGCACGCGGCGCACACGUCCCCGGCUCCACCGUCCGCGACGUCUUCGACCUCCUCGGCCACCACCUCGAGACCCUCCGCAAGCAGCACGAGCCCGCCUGCACGGGCCCAGACCUCCGCCGCUACGGCACCUACUACGCCAUCGCCCAGGCGCUGCUCUAUGCCUUCUGCUUCCGCUGGCGCGACCUCAUCGUCACGCCUGACGGGCGGCCCCCCACUGAUGCCGACAUCGUCUACCACGAGGGCGACUUUCGCUGGUACGGCGGCGUCAAGGAGACUCUGUACAAAUCCGUCUUCUCCAAGCUCAACCCACUCAAGAUCUGCGCGCCCACCAUCGUCCACCAGUUCGCCCGCAUCGCGCACCACCUGCGCUUCAUGUACGUGGCCUCGCUGCUCGAGACGAACAAGCGGAUCCGGCUGUCCCGCGUGGUGGCGCUGGGCGCGCGCGAGACGGCGCUGACGAUGAAGAAGGGCGAGGAGGGGUUCUUGCUCGAUGCGUAUUUUCCGUUUGAUCCGUAUGUGCUGCCGCGGAGUAAGCGGUGGGUCGAGGGGGACUAUGUGAGCUGGAAGGCGAUUCCGGGGAUGGAGGUGCCGAAGGAAGAUGAUGACGAGGAGGAUAGCGAGGAGGAUGUGGAGGAAGAGGAGGGGGAUGAUGACGACGACGAUGAGAGUACCCUGGAUCUUCCCAUUGUGCAUGUGGAGGUGCAGGAGGAGGACCUUGAUGACGGGACGGAUGCGAGUUCGUCGUAGGCGGCUUUUCCUUCCCUUCCCUUUCCUUCCCUUCUCUUCUCAGUCCCUCGGCAUCUGUUCUUUUGGGCAUAUUUAGCAUUGCGAGGCGCUCUCGGGACAUUCAUCUACGGCAUGGGCGCAUCUCACACGGCGUCUACGAUGCACGUUGGCGUUCUAGCCGCACAUCACGGCGCUUACGAAACACGUUUAGGAUAUGACGGUAUAUGGGCAUCUAUCUGGACAAUGCAA